Molecule: messenger RNA, 3074 nt
Organism: Branchiostoma belcheri (Belcher's lancelet)
Lineage: Eukaryota; Metazoa; Chordata; Leptocardii; Amphioxiformes; Branchiostomatidae
Product: ribosomal biogenesis protein LAS1L-like
Exons: 12
Coding region: 7-1647 (546 amino acids)
Biological process (GO): maturation of LSU-rRNA; maturation of 5.8S rRNA
Cellular component (GO): Las1 complex; preribosome, large subunit precursor
Molecular function (GO): endonuclease activity
Source: RefSeq, a predicted model, not a curated record
AACAACAUGGCUGCGCGCAUAGUGGGGUGGGCGAGCAAAGCUGAGUGGAGUCAAGUCUACCAACAACUCUACAGCAACGACCCUGUACAGGUCCAACACGCGCUAGACCGAGCGGCGGCUUGGAAGAGCCGGCUCGACACGAAAAUGCCCAUCGCGAUAGACUGUACCUCGUCCCUGCUGGCCGUUUGGUUGCGGGAUAGCGGUGCACACGUGAGGGGGGAGGGGGGCAGUUCAGCAGCAAACUGUCACGACUUGUUUCAGCUCCGCUUAGCAUACUCCAUGGCACUAGCGAGGUUUGUGAACCUUGUGACGGAUGCAAGUCAGGACAAAUUCUACAUCCAGCCAGUCCAUGUCAUGGCCAAGGAGAUGUCCCUGCCAGAAUGGAUGGUGAACCUGCGCCACGAGGCGACCCACCGCAGUCUGCCGGCGCUGCCCGUGCUCCGGUCGGGGGCGCGCUUCGCCCUGUCCUGGCUGAGGAAGAAGUACUGGGAACCACAGCUGCAGCAAUGUGGGGAGCUGACAGGGGGAGCCGCUCAGAAGGAAGAGUUAGAUGUGGAAGAAGUCAGGCAGGCUGUGUUAGGACUGCUGAUAUCGUACGAGCAGCAUCAGUUUGAGAUUUUGUCAGAAAGAAGCACCAGGAAGCAGAGAACCCAUCACACGACCCUUCUACAGGAGGUUCUCACUAACCUGGCUGCACUCAUGGCUGGGAACAGUGAGACUGUUGUGUCGUGCCUGUGUGGCCAGGGCUUCCUUCUCCCCACUCCUGAACAGACAACUGCUCUGGGCAUAUCUAACGUCUUUCCUGAAAACGAGGGAACGGGGUUGCCAGGUAUAGACAAAAAGUUCCAGGAUUUCUGGAAGCCAGUUUUUGAGCUGUUACAUCAGUCGAGCGGCAUCCCUCCAUUGGUGGAGAGACUUGUCCAGCAGCUGGGCACUUACACAGAUGAAGACUUGCAGUUUGCAGUGGGGUGGAUAUCACUGAUCACAACAGCACAAAAUUCACAAGAUAAGAAAAGUCUGGAGAGACUUCUGCAGAAGGUGAAAGUGGAGUUGCCAUGGCGACGAUUAGUCACCUGUUGUCUGGCCACGCCCUGCAAACACACAACAGGUCUGGUUCACAGCAUGUUGCAGUCAGCCGACCCACCAUUUUCCCAACAUGAACUACAGACGUACCAGCACCUCUGCAAUAUUUACACUGGAAAUACAGCGCCAUACAACCAGCCUGUACCAGAGUCGGUUUUUACAGCAGAUAUGGCAAAAGCCAGACUUCAGGAAAACCAGUGUAAAAAAAAGGAGCUAGAAACCCCCACCACUCAGGAAGACUCUUUGUCCGUGGAAUCUGUUGAGGGGAGGACAUGUCUCCAGUACAAGGCAUGGGAGAAAUGUACAGAUGCGGUAGACUGGAGCCAGUUUCCUCUUGGGAGUAUUCCCAACCGUACCAAUGACAUCAGCUACCUGGAAGUACCACUGGGCAAUUCCCGGGAUAGCAGAAAACAGGAAACUCCCGUCAGAAGUGUGGCCUGGGACACACACAGGGAGGAUGGACCUGUUAGACCUGCUCAGUAUGAUCUACAGGAGAAUCACCAGAGACAGGACUGGACUCCCAUGGAGCUGGGAAUGUUAAAAAGAACUGUUGUCCUCUUCUAAUAAAAACUGUGUGGCAUCAAAUGACCCACAGGCUAGGCUAGGGGACACCAGAUUAGGGGUUUGAUCCGUGGCAUUCCUGGCUAAAUGUUAUGUCCUUGGGAAAGGACUUUCUCCUCACUUCAUCCAGGUGUAAAAUGGGUACCUGACUUUGGUUGGGGAGGUAAAAGGUGGUGGAAGAUAAAGAACUUACGACGAACUGCCACAAAAGCCUUUAAAAAGGCUAUGGACUACCUUUACCUACCUAAUUACUAUAUUAUCUCUAAAAGAAUGACAUUAAAAAAUACAAUAAACAAAACAUCUCUGCAUCUAUAGUACAUUUAAUACAACCACCUAGAAAAACAAGAGUGCAAGUCUAGCAUUAAGUAUACAAACUUAAUAUUUAAUACAGUCACAUAUCUAGUACUUAUUACCAUACCAUUAUAGUACAUUACACAAGGGAGUACCUUAUAUCCUUACAGUCUUGCACUUGCAAGAACCAGCCCCAAUAUAGCAAUUACAAUGUACAUGAAUGUGAGUAAUCAUACCCAAUAGUUGCAACUUAGUAUAAUUAUUAAGCAACCUCCUAUCAAAUACUUAGAAACAAAAAGAACCUACCACCCCAUCACUUGUCAUCUACAAGUACUGUCACAACAUGAUUGGCAAAUAACGUGACAUCCAUUUAUGCUAAGAUUAUAUAUAUUGGUACAGUACUAUUGCUCUUAAUAUUUCAUAUACAUCAACUUUGUACAUAAAGAAAAAUGGUUUUAACGCUUGAAACAGUCAAACUCUUGUUUAUAAUGAUAAAUGGUGUGAAUGAAUUUGAACUAAACUCGAGAUAAAUACCCUGCUAUACAUCAGAAUACAGUUGCAAAAGUGUCACAGUGGUGAUACAUACAAAGUCAUUGACACUAAACACAAUGAUAUCACAAAGCUAAGGACUGGAUAACAGAACAUAAGUAAGUGCCUCAACAAUUUAGAGAUGCCACCAAAGAAUGUACAAGUGAAUAUAAUUCAUCCUAUAGUAUAUACUACUUAGUGUUUUAGUAGUUUCCUAGGAUUGUUGUACAAAUUGCCAUAUGUUGUAUCGUAUACAACUCUUGAGCAAUAAGUCAUCAUUAGUCUUAAUUAUAAUACAGGAUAUUCCUACACGGCUACAGUACAUGUACCAAGUCUUGGUAUACAUCAAGAUUAGACCACGCUAAAGCUACUAAAUGCCAUCUAACUGACAGCCCUAAUCCUCUAAUAGAAUAAAGUAUCAAAAGACAAAAAGAAAUUUUAAAAAGCACAGGAGCUACACCUCCAAAGCAUACAGGGAAUUACCUCUGUAAUUAUACCUCAAUUUUCACACCGAUACAGUCCCCACAUAGUGGGGGUUACAGCUGAGGGUCUGUCCCAGGCACAUGCAAAGUGUCCUUGCCAUAAAAUGUACUCUAACAUGCUUCAACAUA